AUGGACCGCGCGAAGAGGAGGAGCGCGGUCGCCGGCCUCCCCGACGACAUCCUCGUGGAGAUCCUCUCGCGGGUUUCCGUCAAGGACCUCCACAGAUCCAAGUGCGUGUCCAAAGCGUGGUGUGGCCUCGUCACCGACACCCUCCACCGCAAGGAGCUCCCACAAACCCUACAUGGGUUCUUCUACGGCGGCGGGGGAUACGGUGGUGACACCGGCAGCGAUGACGAAGACGGAGACAGCGACAGCGACAGGGACGACGGCGAGGACGGGGAAACGCGGAUUUGCUACGCAGAGCACGGAAACAUGGCUGGGAGAGGAUAUAAUGGCAUGCUAGAGGCCCUGAGAGUUCUUCGCGCAUGGGUGGGUGAGGAGCAAACUGCAUCUAUUCUUCAGCGAGGGGAGAGACGGGAAAUGGAGGUGUCUGGCGAGGGAGAAGCAGCAGGCGGAGCUGCACCAGGAGAGUCGGAGGAAAGAGGAUCGGCAAUGCGUCCAGAUCCAGGAAGAGAUCGAGGAAUGAGCACCGGGAAACGAGGAUGGUGGCAAAAAUGGAGACAAAGGUGCGGCGGCAAUCAAGGGAUCCUGACCAUCGGGUACCUAUGCGACCUCAUACGGGAAAUACAAAAGGGGAGCUUAACUAGCAUAGCUAAGUGCCCACUGACUCAUUGGGCCGAAUGCCAGAAGAAGCGGGGGAAAGAAGGGCCGGACUCGCGGAUAGCACCCAUGGGAGAAAGUGCAAUAUCCAGAGCACUGAGAACUGCAGGAAACCGAGAGGGCCAGCCAGUUUUCUUACCGUACGAGGGGCUUGAGUUCAACUCAUGCGAGGAAGCUAAGGAAUUCUACAACCUUUACUCAUGGGAGGUUGGAUUUGGAAUUAGAAAGGGUGGCAGCAGGAAAAAUGGAAACAAGUACAUAACUAGACAAGAUCUAGUCUGUUCAUGCGAGGGUUGGUCAAGGAGUAAGAAGUCGGCCACAUGUAGAACAGGAUGCAAGAGGCUACUUCGGACAAGCGACCAUGGGUGGUACAUAAGCCGACUAAACAUUGAACACAAUCAUCCCUGCUCGGAGACGUACGGAGAGAAGAAGCAAUGGAACUCACACUCCGAAAUUGACCCCAUGACGAAGGACUUCAUCCAGAAGCUGCGUGAGAACAACGUCCCAAUCGGCAGAGUGUGCAGCAUCGUAGGCGUGUAUGGUAACCAACCGGGAGCACCGAUAAGGAGGGAAUCAGUCAGAUCUCUGUGUGCAAGAUUAGCACAAGAAAACAUAAGAGAUGAUAUAGGUAAGACAAUGAAGUUGCUUGAGGAGAUGCGUCACGAUGAUCCUGGAAUGGAUGUAAGGUUCUUGAUUGACCAAGAUGGGAGGAUAAAAUCAGUGCUAUGGUGCACUGGGAAGAACAGAAGUGACUAUUUGCAUUUUGGAGAUGUGGUAACUUUUGACACCACAUAUCGGACGAAUCUUUACAGCCUACCAUUUGGCAUGUUUGUUGGUGUUAAUAACCAUUUCCAAUCAGUAAUAUUUGGUGGACUAUCGCUGACGUCGGAGAAGACAGAGGAUUUCGAAUGGGCAUUCAACAAUUUCACUGAUAUAAUUUGGGGGGGGUUGGAGCAGCCGCUUACAAUGCUAACAGACCAAUGUCAGGCCAUGGCUGCAGCCCUCAAGACAACAAUGAAGGGAACAAAGCACCGGUGGUGCCGCUGGCAUGUCCUGAGGAAACUGAAGCAGCAUGUGGGGAACCUUUACAGCAAACACAGUGCCUUCAAGAAGGAAUUCAAUAAGUUGGUGACAGAGGAGACAUCGGUUCAAAGAUUUGAAAGGAAAUGGAGGCAGCUGCUGCGGAAGUACAACCUUAUGGAGAACAAGUUCAUGAAGAGGCUGUACAAGAAAAGGGGAAUGUGGGCAAAACCGUACUUCAUGGACAUAUUCUGCGCAGGUAUGACAAGUACUCAAAGGAGUGAGAGUGCUAACCACAUGAUUAAGCGAUUCAUUCAGAGAUCUGCGCCAAUGCACAUGUUUGUGAGAAAAUUUAGUGAGUUCCAAACCGAUAGACAGGACCAAGAAGACAAGGAGAUCCAUGUAACAAAACAGAUGCGAAGGAGGACACGCGUGGGUGUGCCAAUUGAGAGGGAUGCUGAGCAAAUAUAUACAAGGUGGAUGUACGAAAAGUUCUACCAUGAACUGUUUGAAUCGGGAGGGUUCAUCAUAAAACAUAGGGGUGAGGAUGGUUUGUACGAGGUGGUGCACACACUGGAAGAUGGCAAUAUGGAAGCGCGGAGAUAUAAAGUGCGCUACCAUGGAGGUGAUGAAAUCUCAUGCGAAUGCGGACUGUAUGAACACAUGGGUAUGCUUUGUAGGCACUCACUGAAGGUACUUGUGAACCUUGACAUUAAGAGUAUACCGCGUGCCAACAUCAUGGCACGUUGGAGUAAAUGUGGAAGUGGGGGGCAUGGUGAAACAUCAGCAUGGAGGGAUCACAUAUCUACGAAAGAGACGACAAAUUUUGUCAAGAAGAGGAUGUUGUUGAAGAAAAUGGAGGAGGUAGCAUAUGGGACAACGCGGCAGACAAAGAAAGGGAGAGCACAGAACACAAGCCUUCACUCAUUUGAACAGCAGCUGAAAAGGAAUAAGGCAGUUGCCACAGAUACUGAUGAAGAAAACCCAAGAGGAGGCAAGACGAGGGCUAUAGCUGAGUUCAUGGGAGUGUAG
Molecule: messenger RNA, 2703 nt
Organism: Miscanthus lutarioriparius
Lineage: Eukaryota; Viridiplantae; Streptophyta; Magnoliopsida; Poales; Poaceae
Source: the annotation of a GenBank genome assembly